CUUCCUGGGGUGAAGUGAGGUGAGGACGGUGAGCCAGUCUAAAGAGGAAUAUUUAAAGACUUGAUUCAUUUCAAAACUGUCACACAGACUUCACGGAUACACAUCUAAGCUCCAGCGACAGAGGACAGAGUUGAAGAGUUGGAGCGUCAUCGUUGGCGACAAUGCCUCUUGAACAAGACCAGCAAGUUUCACCCGUCACACCUCCUCCUGAUGAUUCACUGACGGACGAACCUCAGACCAGAGCGGACCUCUUAAAAUAUUAUUGUCACCUCACCCUGAACCCAAACACAGCAUACAGAGAGCUGCUUCUGUCUGAGGACAACAGAAAGGCAGAGCUCACAGAUUUGGUGCAGCCGUAUCCUGAACACCCAGACAGGUUCUCUCACCUCUUUCAGGUGCUGUGUAAUGAGGGCCUGUCGGGACGCUGUUACUGGGAGGUGGAGUUUGAAGGGUCUGUUGAAGUAGCAGUGGCGUACAAGGAUCUCGGCAGAUCAGAUUAUUUUGUCGAGUGUGCGUUUGGCUACAACGACAAGUCCUGGAGUUUAGACUUAAACAAUAACGAUAAAUGUUUCAGACACAAUGAUGAGGAGACUGCAGUGCCGGAGCCUCAGUCCUCCAGAGUCGGUGUGUACCUGGAUUAUAGGGCAGGUAUUCUUACCUUCUACUGCGUCUGUGACGCGACACUGCAGCUGAUGCACAGCGUCGAGACCACGUUCACACAGCCGCUCUACCCUGGCCUGUGGUUGGCAGGCGGCGUCCAGCUGUGUGACCUGGAGUAGCAGUUCCUGCCAAUAUGUGUCCAGUCAGUCUCAUGUCAGCAAAUGUUGUUGUCUCUGGUGAUAUUGUACAGCAGUGGGGAUGAGCAUUAUUGUUUUCAGCAGGAGUGUGAAUGCCACAAAACAUCAAGCCUAAUAACAGAAUGGAGGGAAUACAAAGCCUUUUUUUUUUUUUUUAAAUAUCAGAAAAAAAUUAUUUGUUAACUCUAAUUUGACUGUCAGAUUCAAAUAAAUCACAACAAUAAUUUAUCUUACAAGAAUCAUUUUCAUUUAUUUUCAUUGUUAGCCAAGCUAAUGCCUCCAGGAAUGACACUGUCAGUCCACCACUGUGGUCCAGACUGAAAUAUCUGAACAACUAUUGAACGGAUUAACAUGACACUUUGAGCAGACAUUCAUGCUCCCCAGAGGAUGAAUUCAAGUGACUUUGGAAAUCCCCCAACUUUAUCUUGCAGCUGUCAUCAAGUCAAAGUGAAACAUUUUCCAAUACUUUGGUUCAUCAGUCUUACCUUUUGUGUUUAGCGAUAAUUAGCAAAUAUUAGCAUCCGAACACACUGAAGUAAGAUUGUAAACAUUUUCUGCUAAACAUCCCUGUUAGCACGAUGAUGUUAACAUUUAGCUCAAAGCACUUCACUGUGCUGCUGGCAUGAAUGUAGACUCAUGUAUUUAGUGUAGCUGUUUCUGCUCGAGAGGUCUCAGAUUUGUCAUGGUAAACAACAAUUCUUCGUAACUCAAGUUAAAACUGAUUGAGAAUUUAUCAGAUUUUAAUUAAGACAUUAACAAAAUUAAAAUGGUUACUUUGAUAAAAAAAAAUACAUAUCCAUAUCUGUCUAUGUCAUACCGCAUGUUGUGAUGCAAAAUAAGCAAUUUUACUUAUGUGAAAAUGUGUCAAAAUUUCUGGGGCAACAAAUAUCUGAGUAAAUAACAAUUGAAACCGUUGCAGAAGAGCUGAGUUUCAGUAUCCUGCAGAACUGUAGGAUGGAAACAGUGGACAGUAAUUGGGUUGCAAUAACUGUGGUUCAAAUCUGCUGUUACAGUUUUCAUUAAAUUGAAGUAUGUUGAUAAUUGAAAGAAACUAAUCCCCCAGACACUGAACUGAACCGAACCAUAAAUGUUUAAGUGUAAUGAAUACAUGAGAAUAGAUGCAGAUGACAAUUAAGGGGCAACUACCAAUGUGCAAGUGUUAAACUUAUUUGACACAGUAGUGGAGACUGGGCCACAGCACAAACAUGUCAUUACCUGUGUUGGUACGCAGACAAGAAUUAAAAGUAAUUUGUAUGGAGUUUAUUACGUCAUUACAGUUUCAGAACAAAUACAUCCUUUAAUUUAUAUUUUUGGCACUUAUUUUCAGACUAGCAGAAAUGAUUUUUGACUGAGAAGCGAGAAUAUACUGAUGGCACCAAAUAUGAAAUGCCGUGGAACAACAGACUAAAAAUCCUUCCAGCUCCAGAGCAUCAGUCUGUAGCUGACCCUGACUUUUGACCUCCUCGUGGAGGUGAACUGAAGUAAAUUUCCUUUUGUAGACCAUCAUUACUGAGUCAUGUAAAUGUAAACAAGCAUUACUGGUGUAUUGUUGUAACCGUUGUUGGUGUAAAAAAAAAAAAAAAAAAAAUCACACAAGUGCA
Molecule: messenger RNA, 2398 nt
Organism: Seriola aureovittata
Lineage: Eukaryota; Metazoa; Chordata; Actinopteri; Carangiformes; Carangidae
Product: stonustoxin subunit alpha-like
Exons: 4
Coding region: 162-779 (205 amino acids)
Molecular function (GO): protein binding
Source: RefSeq, a predicted model, not a curated record